Molecule: messenger RNA, 720 nt
Organism: Perognathus longimembris pacificus (Pacific pocket mouse)
Lineage: Eukaryota; Metazoa; Chordata; Mammalia; Rodentia; Heteromyidae
Gene: Dhfr
Product: dihydrofolate reductase
Exons: 6
Coding region: 52-615 (187 amino acids)
Biological process (GO): tetrahydrofolate biosynthetic process; glycine biosynthetic process; folic acid metabolic process
Cellular component (GO): mitochondrion
Molecular function (GO): dihydrofolate reductase activity; NADP binding
Source: RefSeq, a predicted model, not a curated record
GGGGUAUCCCCGGUGUCUCCUCCAAGCACGGAGUCGGUCGAUUCUGCUGGCAUGGGUCGCACGCUGAACUGCAUCGCCGCCGUGUCCCAGAACAUGGGCAUCGGCAAAAACGGGGACCUCCCUUGGCCUCCGCUCAGGAAUGAAUACAAGUAUUUCCAGAGAAUGACCACAGCCUCUACAGUAGAAGGUAAACAGAAUCUGGUGAUUAUGGGUAGGAAAACCUGGUUCUCCAUUCCUGAGAAGAAUCGGCCUUUAAAGGACAGAAUUAAUAUAGUUCUUAGUAGAGAACUCAAGGAACCUCCACAAGGAGCUCAUUUUCUGGCCAAAAGUUUAGAUGAAGCCCUAAAACUUAUUGAGCAGCCAGAAUUAGACAAUAAAGUAGACAUGGUUUGGAUAGUAGGAGGCAGUUCUGUUUAUAAGGAAGCCAUGAAUCGGCCAGGCCAUCUUAAACUAUUUGUGACACGCAUCAUGCAGGAAUUUGAAAGUGACACAUUUUUUCCAGAAAUUGAUUUGGAAAAAUACAAACUGCUUCCAGAGUACCCUGGCGUGCUCUCUGAGGUCCAGGAGGAAAAGGGCAUUAAGUACAAAUUUGAAGUAUACGAAAAGAAUGAUUAAUGUAAAUAUGUUUUCUGCUUUAUUUCAAUUAUGCCAAACCCCUCCCCUUGAAAUUAAUGUAUUUUUGCAUUGGAGAAAGAGACUUACAUUUACUUUCCAUCUAUA